AUGUCUUCUCCCGUAGACACGGCUGUCGUGGUCUCAUCGUCUCCUUUUCUUCAGCAUGCGGACAUGCGCGAAGCAUCCCCUCUAUUCUCGUUCAAUGUGCUUCCAUUAGAGUGCCGACAACAGAUUCUAUGCGACCUUCCAGACAUUGAAUCGCUCAAAUCCGCCAUAUUAAGCCAUUCCGCCGUGUACUCGGCUUUUUACAAUCACAAGACUGCAAUCAUAUUCCAAAUCAUUCAACGUCACAUACCCAGAGGGCUACUCGCAUACGCUGUCCUGUGCUCCCAUGCUCGGAAUAUCGAGCUGUGGACGAGGGCAAAAGUCCUCGAUAUCCUAGACCUGUACUUCAACCGUCGCCUGGUCGACUCGUUUAAAUGGACUAUAGGACGGGCUCUGGCUCUGGUGACGUUCCAUGAAAGUGUGACCUUUUUCACCAGUGAUUUUAUCGAUAACGCCCUGGGUCUCGUCGCACCUUUGAACUUUCCCAUCCGCCCCCCCUCCGAGACCGAGUGGUGUCGUGUCGCGAGGGCAUUCUACUUACAGGAAACGAUCAACCAUCUCUUCUGCUUCCGGAACCGAGAAGAACGCUGGAUUAGUGGCGGCAUCAAAUAUGCACGUCCAUCGCCCUCUGAAUUCCGGCCUCGGGAAAAACUUGAAAUAUUCUUCAGCAAGCACGCGCCCUGGGAGAUGGAGCAAAUCGGCGCAGUUAAUGAGUACUUGUACUGGAAAAUCUCACCAGCGCACGACGUCGAGUUGGGUUACUAUACCGUCUAUUUCUCAGAUAACGAGACAUGGGAGGCAGCUAUGGGAAGCCAACACAAGAGGGGUUUUCUGCUGAAAGGAUUGACAGCCCUCCAUCGAUUUGUCACAAGAGCCAACCACAACAGCCGCCUCGGGCUUAUCUCGAUUCGCAACUCGCGUUGCUCAAACUGGCUUUUGCGCAAUGAACUCGAAUACUUGCAGAGACUCUCUGUACAGGGGUUUGGAGCUACUUUCUACAGGGACCUCGCACCUGAACAAAUUGCCGAGGUCGUGGGAAACCCGUUUGCGUACGACAACGACUGUGGCCCCCAACAGGCAUGGCAAUGGGCCCACCGCGAUACUCGUUGCUGUCAAUUAAUUUGUUCGAAGGAGCAUCGUGAGCUUCGGCGAUUUGGAUAUGUCAUGUGGGACAACCAGCGUCUCCAGCAGUGGAGAGCUCUGGGGACUCCUUUCCAGGCGCCUCAGCAAGACGAUGGCAGUCAGGCGGGGAGACGCUGGAUGGCCAUGUGGCCAUUGAUUGAACGAAGACGAAGGAUGUACGUACAUGGGGCGCGCGGUUGGUGGGACGGCGAAGAUAGGGAAGAAAUAAGAUGGAUUCACGGGGUGAAAUCACCAGAAACCCAGCGGAGACUGUUGCAGUAG
This is a messenger RNA of Aspergillus udagawae, 1401 nucleotides long. RefSeq lists its product as uncharacterized. Lineage: Eukaryota; Fungi; Ascomycota; Eurotiomycetes; Eurotiales; Aspergillaceae. The transcript is spliced from 3 exons. Bases 1 to 1401 code for a protein of 466 amino acids. The record is from RefSeq and is a predicted model, not a curated record.